AUGAAUGGAGCUGGGGGCGAUAAAGGUAAAGCAAAGAAGCAAGAGACAGACGAGGAAGAUGAAAUGCAAUUUAUCGAUUUUGAAUAUUGUCUAUGGAGUUCGCGUGGUUACGACCUAUGCAACCAGUUUGCCGCAAUCCCGGAAUGAAUGCUGAUCAUCCACAACGUGUACUCAGUCGAGAAAUACUUCCCUGACGCAGACCACAUCCGGAACUUCGUGUGGGAAUAUUUGAGGGCGCUGAAGAAGGAAGAUGAGAGCCAAGAGACUUCUCCUUCUUUGGAAGACAAUAAAGUAGAAGACUUCUUACUUAAAGUAGUUCUGCUGGAGGGAUUCGAAGAAAUAUACAAACUCCAACAUCAGCAAGAAAAAAACCAAAAAUCUUGGACCCUUUGGCGUAUACUUCAGGACGUCGAGUGGAAGGAUGCCG
This is a messenger RNA of Amoebophrya sp. A25, 427 nucleotides long. The record is from the annotation of a GenBank genome assembly. Lineage: Eukaryota; Dinophyceae; Syndiniales; Amoebophryaceae.